CUGCCCACGGUGACAAGUUCGCCGCGUCACCAGAGCCACGCACGGCCUUGGGACGGUGCCUGGGAUCCAUAAAUCUGCUGGCACGGCCCGGAUGGAGCUGCUGGCACCUUCCCAGCCUCCCUCUCCCGGCAGGUGUGGGGCUCCGGGUGCCGGCUAUGCCAGGAAUGCGCCGAAUGUGUCGGGGCUUGACUGCGGGAGGUCGGGAUGAAGCAGCCGGCAGCGCUGCCCAAAUUCCUGAUCCUGAUCCUUCCAAUGGGAAAUGGGAUCCUGUGGUGGCAGCAGCGACGUGGGAGCCGCCACUGUCUCACGACCCUGAGCCACAAUGAAAGGCGGAACACCUUCCUGCACCCAGUGACGGGACAGCUCCCCGAGGACCCCUCAAGGCUUGACUUGCCAAAACACGGCUCGGACAUGUCCAGCAAGGCGGGCAGCAAGCGGCCGGCCACCGUCCCCAGCGAGCCCCCCAACCACGCCAUGGUGGCCGAGGUGCCCCCGGAGCGCCCCGGAGGCCGGGCCCCGCGCCCGUCCCGCAAGGGCAUCGCCUUCGGGAAGCGCUCCAACUCCAUGAAGAGGAACCCCAACGCCGCUGUCACCAAGAGCGGGUGGCUCUACAAGCAGGCCAGCUCGGGGGUGAAGCAGUGGAACAAGCGCUGGUUCGUGCUGGUGGAUCGCUGCCUCUUCUACUACAAAGAUGAGAAGGAGGAGAACAUCCUGGGCAGCAUCCCCCUGCUCAGCUUCCGCGUGGCCGCCGUGCAGCCCUCGGACAACAUCAGCAGGAAGCACACGUUCAAGGCCGAGCACGCCGGCAUCCGCACCUACUUCUUCAGCGCCGAGAACACGGAGGAGCAGGAGUCCUGGAUCCAGGCCAUGGGCGAGGCCGCCCGCGUGCAGAUCCCGCCGAGCCAGAGGCACGAGAAGCCAGACUCGGAGAACAUCCCCCCCAGCAAACACCACCACCACCACCACUGCAACGCCGCCCACCGCGAGCACCCCAAGGCCGAGCCCGACACCAAGACCCGCGGGGAGGGCGACGGCCGCGGCUCCGAGAAGAUGGAGCGGAAGCCGUCGGAGCGGCCGGACGCCAAGAAGGAUCCUCUGGCCAAAGCCAACGGCCUGGUUGGGCAGGAGCCGCCCUCGGAGCCGGGCAGUCCCUACCCCGAGGGGCCGCGGGGGCCGGCGAGCGCCGAGCGGCCGGCUCAGCCCAACGGGUGGCCGUACCCCUCGCCCAGCCGGCCCGGCAGCACCGCCUUCCCCCCGGCGGGUGACGGUGACAGCGGGGCCCAGCGCCGCGGCGUCGCCCCCAGGUCCCACCCCGAGAAGGUGGCCCAGCGCAAGAGCUCCAUGACGCAGCUGCAGCAGUGGGUGAACUCGCGCCGCGCCACCGCGGCCCCCGAGGAGCUGCGCAGCCCCACCAGGUUUUACCCCAUGUCCCGCCGGGUGCCCGAUUACUACUCACCCUACUCAGCGCAGUACCCCGAGGAGUACCAGUACUACCCGCCGGGCGUGCGCCCCGACAGCAUCUGCUCCAUGCCCGCCUUCGACCGCGUCAGCCCGCCGUGGGCGCUGGAGGACAAACGCCACUCCUUCCGCAACGGGGCUCCCUUCCACGCCGCCUUCGGCCGCCAGGAUGUCCCGCUGUGGCUGCCGGCGCCCUCCAGGCCGCCCAGCUACCUGGACGAGGUGGACGCGGCGUCGGGCUCGCUGCGGAGGAUGUCGCUGCAGCCGCGCUCGCGCUCGGUGCCGCGCUCGCCCAGCCAGGGCUCCUACGGCCGCGCCAGGGUUUACUCGCCCAUGCGCUCGCCCAGCGCCCGCUUCGAGCGGCUGCCGCCCCGCGGGGACGAGAUUUACGCCGACCCCGCCACGUUCGUGAUGCGCAGGUCCAUCAGCUCGCCCAAGUAUGAUUACCUGGGUGACAGGCGGCCCGUCCCGGCCGGGAUGUACCCCUACCACUUCCCGGCGUCCCCCACCAUCCACGACAAAAUGGAUGAACUUUUAGACCUUCAGUUGCAAAGAAACCUAGAAUAUUUGGACCAGCAGAUGAGCGAGAGCGAGACCCUCAUCACUAUGGUGAACAGGAUGGUGGAGACCUCCUCCCCUAGGGCCCAGCUCUACAUGCAAGUGACGCCGUUCCCGGAGCCCUACAGGGACGCCCUGCACCCCUACAAGAUCAGCGAGCAGGACACCGAUAAGCUGCUGGGGAAGCUCUGCGAGCAGAACAAGGUGCUGCGGGAGCAGGAGAGGCUGGUGCAGCAGCUCCGCGCUGAGAAGGAGAGCCUGGAGAGUGCCCUGAUGGGGACCCACCAGGAGCUGGAGAUGUUCGGGAGCCAGCCCGCCUACCCGGAGAAGCUGCUGCACAAGAAGGAAUCGCUGCAGAACCAGCUCAUCAACAUCAGGGUGGAGCUGUCCCAGGCCAGCACGGCCCUGGCAAACAGCACGGCCGAGUACGAGAGCCUGGAGAGCGAGGUGUCCACCCUGCACGACGACCUCUGGGAGCAGCUCAACCUGGACAUCCAGAACGAGAUGCUCAACCGGCAGAUCCAGAGGGAGAUCUGGCGGAUCCAGGACGUGAUGGAGGGGCUGAGGAAGAACAACCCCUCCCGAGGCACCGACACGGCCAAGCACCGAGCGGCCCUGGGCCCCUCGGGCACGUACAGCUCCAACAGCCCUGCCAGCCCGCUGAGCUCUGCCAGCCUCACCAGCCCCCUGAGCCCCUUCUCCCUCAUCUCCGGCUCCCAGGGAUCGCCCACCAAGCCCGGCCCUGGCGAGCCCAAACCAGGCCUGGAGCAGAGCAAGAAGGAGCCCCCCCGGCCCAGCCCCCCCGGCCCCGCGCCCGAGGGGCUCCCUCAGACCCGCCCGGAGCACGACGGUGACAAACAGGCGGCACUCAACAAGGUGGGAAUCGUCCCCCCCAGGACCAAAUCUCCGGCGGAGGAGGAGGCGGUGCCCAGGAGGAACGGGCUGGCCAACGGGCUCGGCUCUCGGGAGAGACCCAAGAGCGCCGUGUUCGCCACCGAGACCAAGGUGAAGAUGAGCGUGGAGGAGCAGAUCGACCGCAUGAAGCGCCACCAGAGCGGCUCCAUGAAGGAGAAGCGGCGCAGCCUGCAGCUCCCCGCCCACAGCAGCUCCCCGGCGCCCAGCCCGACACCCCCGGCACCAAAACCCCCCUCGUCCUACAAGGUGGUGCGGCGGCACCGCAGCAUCCACGAGGUGGACAUCUCGGACCUGGAGGCCGCGCUGCGCUCCGACGAGCCCGGAAGGUUGUACGAGACGCCGCAGGAGGAGAUCGCCCGGCUGAGGAAGAUGGAGCUGGAGCCGCAGCACUACGAGGUGGACAUCAACAAGGAGGGUGAGCACGGCCUGUCCACGCCAGACAAAGUCCUGAUCCCCGAGCGCUACGUGGAGCUGGAGCCAGAAUCGCCCCUGAGCCCUGAGGAGAUGAAGGAGAAGCAGAAGAAGGUGGAAAGGAUCAAGACUCUCAUUGCCAAAUCCAGCCUGCAGAACGUCAUCCCCCUGGGCGAGGGGGAGGUGGACGCCCCGCAGGACCCCGAGGUGCAGCUGCAGGAGCAGGAGAAGAGGAUCGAGAUCUCCUGCGCCCUGGCUGCCGAGGCCUCGCGCCGCGGCCGGAUGCUCUCGGCUCAGUGCGCCACCCCCAGCCCUCCCACCUCCCCAGCCUCCCCGACUCCACCGACCAACCCGCUGUCGUCCGAGCCGCCCCGGGCCGACGGCAGCCACCUCAUGCGGGUGUGAGCCUGUGACCUCAAGCCCUGGCUGCUGCUGGCGCCGCCAAGUUCCACGGGGCCACGUUUUAGUCCCCUCCUGAGGUGACACCGAAGCUCUCGCCACCGCCCUCGGUUCUCCCGGACCCCCUUCCCUCCCUCCGGCGGCGACAGCAGCGGGAGAGGUGGCAGAGGUGGCACCGACGGGAGGCACGUCCCAAGAGAUGGGCAGGGGGCUGGGAUUGUCCCCAAGGAGCCACCAGGGCUGUCAGUGGACACAGGGACACCUCUGCACAGCUGUGACAGCAGCCACAGGGACACAGCUGUGACAGCAGCCACAGGGACCCAGCUGUGACAGUGGCCACAGGGACCCAGCUGUGACAGCGGCCACCAGGAUACACCCGGACAGCUGUGACAGUGGCCACAGGGACACGCCUGGACAGCUGUGAGAGUGGCCACCAGGAUACACCUGGACAGCUGUGACAGCAGCCACAGGGA
Melospiza melodia melodia is the source of this 4214-nucleotide messenger RNA. RefSeq names its product pleckstrin homology domain containing A6 (gene PLEKHA6). The record is from RefSeq and is a predicted model, not a curated record. Lineage: Eukaryota; Metazoa; Chordata; Aves; Passeriformes; Passerellidae.